AUGGCAAGUGCACAAGAUGAAGCCGCGAUCGCGGAACUGAAAAAGAAGAGAACAUUCAGAAAGUUUUCAUAUCGUGGUGUUGAUCUCGAUCAAUUGUUGGACAUGAAUCGGUCUGCUAUUCGUGUUUCUUCGUUGUUUUUUCUCGGUUUUUAUCAAUGCUCAGAUGAAAAUCGAACGAGAAAUUGGCGAAACUCUUGA
This is a messenger RNA of Anisakis simplex (herring worm), 198 nucleotides long. Lineage: Eukaryota; Metazoa; Nematoda; Chromadorea; Rhabditida; Anisakidae. The record is from the annotation of a GenBank genome assembly.